AUGAAGAUGGCUGUGGUGUUGGAAGAAUUUAUUGACUUCCUGAAUUCGGCUAGAACUGCAAACCGAGCGAAGAGUAAGUGCAAGCAGGGAAAAGGAGCGGGACAAGAAAAACGACGCGACCAAGUCAGAAAAGUCAGAGAGAAAAAUAGUCAGAGAGAAAGCAACCCAGAGUACCCGGGAUGUUCCACAGGGUUUGAUGUAAAUCUCUUCUCUUCGGGCGGUGUGUUUAUACCCUAA
Messenger RNA from Gryllus bimaculatus (two-spotted cricket), 237 nucleotides. The record is from the annotation of a GenBank genome assembly. Lineage: Eukaryota; Metazoa; Arthropoda; Insecta; Orthoptera; Gryllidae.